Molecule: messenger RNA, 686 nt
Organism: Ceutorhynchus assimilis (cabbage seed weevil)
Lineage: Eukaryota; Metazoa; Arthropoda; Insecta; Coleoptera; Curculionidae
Source: the annotation of a GenBank genome assembly
UUUAAACUGUUGAGUAUUAUUUAUUGAAGUUGGUUGAAGUUGUUAAUAUGGAUGAGGAAAUGGAAAUUAAUCCCGAGAAUUUCAAACUGAUCGAAAUUGAUGGAUCACCAUUUGCAAACGAUGAAAAUCACAUAUAUUUACAACAUGUUCUAGCGACUCAGUGUAAAGACAAAUAUAAGUAUCUCAAAGGAAAAUAUAUGAAAAAAAAAGAUAAUAUGAGUGACAGAUCCAGUGGUGCGGAAUUUAUAAAAUUUGAAUAUUUCCACGAAAUGGACGAAUUUUUGGGAACGUCCCAUAAUGCAAACCCUAUUGCCUUGGCUUCUAACAUCAAAAAGCACCAAGUCCCAGACACAGAAGAACGCAAUAUGUUAGACAGUGAUGAUAAUGACACUGAUACAUCGGAGCCUAGUUUGAAGAAGAAAAAAAUUGCCACUAAGCGAAAAUUGCCAGAAAAGGAGAGUCCCCUUCAGAAAUAUGUCAAAGAGUUACAUGAAAAUACAAAUAAAAGAGAAGAUAAUAUGGAAAGACGCCAUAAAGAAAAUGUGGAAUCACGCAAAGAAGCAUUAAAUGUCUUUGCUCAAAAAAUGGAUGCUAUUAUAUCAAUAAUGGCUAAUAAAAACAAGCAAUAGAGAUAAUAAAAAAAAUUACAAUUUUUUUUGUUAUUUUGUUCAAAAGUUUAUUUGUUG